UUUUUGUAAAUAUUUCUUAUAUUUUUAUUCCUUUUUUGAUGGAAAUUACUCUAAAUAGAUCUCCAAUUAAGUUGUUGUGUCUAUCUUUGUUCGUUUGUUUAAUUGCUAUUUUCUUCACACUUUUCUUAUCAUUUGAAAAUAAGAAUAGAUUUCCAGCAUAUUCUGGUGAAGUUUGGUAUUUAUUUAUUGCACAUCCAGAUGAUGAAACAAUGUUCUUUUCCCCAACACUUUUUACGCUUAAAUCUGUGGGUGUUGUUUUACAUAUUUUCUGCAUUACUUCUGGCGAUUCUGAAGGCAAUGGUUUAAUUAGAAUUAAAGAGCUGAUUGAAGCUGCCAAUACUUAUGGCAUUCCAAAUGAUCACGUACACAUUUUGGAUCGAAAUGGAAAAAUAUUUAUUGAUGGUUUUGUUGAAUGGAAUAUUACUAGUCUUGCUGAAGUAUUAUUAAAAAGAAUAAACCAGCCACCUAAAGGAAUAAUUACUUUUGAUGAAUGGGGUGUUAGUGGGCAUCCAAAUCAUAUUAAUUGCUUCAAAACAAUUAAACUUUUGACUAAACGAUGGAAUAAUACAAAAUUUUUUGCCUUACAAAGUGUACCUUUGUGGAGAAAAUAUUUAAGUUUUUUUGAUGUUUAUUUAACAGAAUUAUUAGAAAGAGAUAAACAAAUUGUUUAUAUAACUUGGUCUGGUCCGACAAGGUACUUACAAAUAUUUAAAAGAAAUUUUCUCUUAAUUUACAGCGCUUACGAAAUAAUGAUUAACCAUUAUAAAUCUCAAAUGCGUUGGUUUAGAUAUUUUUAUUUAAUUUUUUCACGUUAUUUGUAUAUUAACAACUUUGUUUUAAUUGACUAA
Molecule: messenger RNA, 848 nt
Organism: Meloidogyne enterolobii
Lineage: Eukaryota; Metazoa; Nematoda; Chromadorea; Rhabditida; Meloidogynidae
Source: the annotation of a GenBank genome assembly